Daphnia magna is the source of this 728-nucleotide messenger RNA. Its product is annotated as adhesive plaque matrix protein. The record is from RefSeq and is a predicted model, not a curated record. The coding region runs from base 82 to 648 and encodes 188 amino acids. NCBI's taxonomy places the organism in Eukaryota, Metazoa, Arthropoda, Branchiopoda, Diplostraca, Daphniidae. Gene Ontology annotation, cellular component: extracellular matrix. The transcript has 3 exons.
AUUUCUUUUCCGUGCCGGUAUAUAAGCUCCUUUCAAGUCACUAAGAAGGCACAGUUUCUUCUCAACCAUCAACGCAUCAACAUGAAGGUUUUCGUUCUCUCUGCAUUGAUCGUCGUUGUAGCUUCCCAGGGUUACCCGAAGCCACAAUACCCUACUCCGGCAUAUCCUGCUCCGGCAUACCCUACGCCAGCCUACAAAGCUCCAGCCUACCCCGCACCAGCCUAUUCUUCACCAGCCUACGCAAAAACUCAGGAAUAUGCCCCUAUGCCAUACAGCUUCAACUGGGCCGUUAAGGACGAUCCUUCCUACAACGAUUACGCUCACCAAGAGACCGCUGAUGACAAGGGAUACGUGACCGGUUCUUACCGCACUCUUCUUCCUGAUGGCCGCACUCAAAUCGUAAAUUACAAAGCCGAUGACUACACCGGUUAUGUAGCUGACGUCAAAUACGACGGAGAGGCAAAGGAAUACAAGCCAGCUUACAAACCCGCUGGUUAUCCAAGCCCAGCUUACCCUAGCCCUUCUUACCCUAGCCCAGCUUACCCUAGUCCAGCUUACCCAAGUACUGCUUAUUCUGCUCCUAAAUAUCAAAACCCUUCAUAUCCUAGCCCAGCCUACCCAUCACCAAAAUACCCAACCAAAUAUUAGACGUGCCAGGUUAAUAAGAAGUCAACUGUAAACUAAAAUGUUUUGAACUGAAAUACAUUAUGUCUUGAUGAGAAAGUAAA